This is a messenger RNA of Plutella xylostella (diamondback moth), 573 nucleotides long. RefSeq names its product cytochrome b-c1 complex subunit 6, mitochondrial. Gene Ontology annotation, cellular component: respiratory chain complex III. The record is from RefSeq and is a predicted model, not a curated record. NCBI's taxonomy places the organism in Eukaryota, Metazoa, Arthropoda, Insecta, Lepidoptera, Plutellidae. Gene Ontology annotation, biological process: mitochondrial electron transport, ubiquinol to cytochrome c.
UUAAUAAAUUCAGUUUAAUCAGAAAUAUAGAAAAAGCGCCAAUGCGGCCUUUAAAAAAUACCCUAUUAUGACGUAAAUUCUUAGUAGCAUAGCAACACUGACUUUUUCGCCAUUGUAUUGAAUUUGUCGAAGAUUUCGUUGCGUCAUCGAUUUAGGAGAAAUGUCGAACAAACUGAUCCCUGUGGUCAAGGCUGAGGAGGCUGAAGAGGAAGACCUGGUGGACCCCCAGGCUGCCCUCAGGGAAACAUGCGCGGAGAAGCCCAACAUCCAGAGCAUGUGGGGCCGCGUGCAGGAGUGCAAUGACCGUGUGAACUCGCGCACACAGACCGCCGAGACCUGCGAGGAGGAGCUCAUCGACUACAUCCAGGCCCUCGACAAGUGCGUCACCAAGGACCUCUGGAAGCAACUCAAGUAAACCAGCAAAUGAAGUCUCUUGCCAACUCGGGAGACUUGUAUGGGUUAUGUUCACGAUGUUGGUAGAGGCAAUUUAGUUUAUUAGACCAUUAUUUAAUUCUGUGCAGAGUGUGAUUAAACAAAUGUUGUUUAUUUGUAAAUAAAUAUCAAUACCGUUCA